GCAGGCGGAGCGCGGCGGUUCCGGGCUGGCCCUCGGAGCCGGGGCGCGCGGGGAGCGAUGCAGCCGCCGCCCCGCCAGAUUAAGCCGGCCCAGGAGGUGAAGGUGCGCUUCGUGGAGCAGCUGUCCAGCCUGCAGAGUAAGCAGCAGCGGGAGCUGGAGCUCCUGGAGGACAUCAGGUCCUACAGCAAGCAGCGCUCUGCCAUUGAGAGGGAGUACGGGCAGGCGCUCCAGAGGCUGGCGGGUCAGUUCCUGAAGAGAGAGUGGCUGCGAGGCCGGAGUGAGAGCAGCGACUCCAGGAGCGUUUUCGCUGUCUGGAAGGGAGUGAUCGACGGCACCGUCUGCUCCGGCCAGUCCCGGGUUGCUGCCUCCGAUAACUAUCGCACCGUUAGCGCAGAGGCAGCUAAAACAGCUCGGGUGUCCAAAGAGCACCUGCUCAAAAAGGGCAUUGAGCAGCUGUUGAGUGCGCAGGCGGAACUGCUGGAGACCGUGAAGGAAGUCAGCAAAACCAAGAAGCAUUACGUGCAGCUGCAGCGGACCAACGAGGUGGCCCGGGAGAAGGCUGCAGACGUGGAGGCCAGGCUCCGGAAGAGUGACCAUGGCAUAUUUCACACCAAGGGCAGCUUGCAGAAGCUCAGUGCCAAGUUCUCGGUGCAGCUGGCAGAGAAUUCCCAGCAGCUGCUGUUGGCCCAGAACGAAUACGUCUUGAUGCUGGCGGCUGUCAAGGCCCACCUGGAGCAUUACUACCAGAGAGAGCUGCCCGCAGUCAUCCAGACGCUGGACGGUGACCUUUAUCAGCGCCUCCAAGAUCAGCUCACGCUGAUCAGCAAGACGGAACUGGAGGUCUGCCAAGGUACAUGGGACAUCUUCCAGGGCAUCGCAAAUGCAUCUGCUCUGGUGUGCCGGGAGCAGAAUCUCCUCCUGUUCUUGCAAGAUAAUGCUGCCUUCUCAGCAACGGCCGCCCAGCCGUUCCAGCCAGAAGGAACGGACCAGGUGAUUUCUCUCCUAGAUGGCAGCGGGCUGGAAAAGGAAGCCCGCCGCUGGGCCACUCGGGCAGCCAAAGAUUAUAAGAUUCAGACUGUCAGUGAGCAGAUUCUACAGAGAAUGGAAACCCGAAGGCAGCAAGUCAACGAGGUGGAAAUGUCUGGCAUGGAGAAAAGGAUGGAAGAAGUGAAGGAAAAUAUUCGGAAGGCAGAGAUCAGCAAGGUGAAGGCGGAGGCUCGGCUGGUGCUGCUGCGGCAGGCCGGCUUGGACGUAGACACCUGGCUGGCCAGUGCCAUGGGGCAGGUUCUGGAUGAAAUGGAGCAAGAGCGGCGGCUCAGCGAAGCCCGCCGGUCCGAGAGGGGCUCCACUCCAACGGCAGAGGAAUUUGACCCGGCUGAGUUUGAAGAUUACGAUGACAGCACAGAACUGUUUGAGGACACCAGGCCGAGCCCGGGUGUGACUCGCGCCUACCCUUCAUCCUGCAGAGUGUUCUUCCCAUACCAGGCCUGCCAAUCUGAUGAGCUGACCAUUGUGCAGGGGGAGGAGCUGGAGGUCCUAGAAGACGGUGACGUGGAGGAAUGGGUCAAGGCACGCAACCAGACUGGCCAGGUGGGCUACGUCCCUGAGAAAUACCUCCUCUUUCUGGAUUCCGUGAGCAGGACUUGUGUAGACCCAAAUGGGGACAACCAAGAGGGCUCUUCGGAGAGGGAGAAGGAGCUGACAGACCUCAUGCUGGAGCCCGGAGCCUGGCUGGUCCGGGCCCUCUAUGACUACGAGGGGCAGAGCCCGGAGGAGCUCAGCUUCCCCGAGGGAGCCAUCAUCCGAGUGCUGCCCCGGGAAGAGGGAACCAUCGACGACGGCUUCUGGAGAGGGGACUUCAACGGAAGAGUUGGCGUCUUCCCGUCCUUGGUGGUCCACGAAAUCAUGGGCGCUCCUGGUGGAGCUGAGCAGGAUUUGCCUUCCCCCGCACCCCCAGCCAGCUCCCCUCCAGUCCUUGACCCAUUGAUCGCAUCUCCCACAGAAGCGCUGUUGAGUGGUGGCUGGCAAGCAAGCACGGCUAGUGGGCACAGUUCCCCUGACCCGAACGCACCUCGUAUUCGCCCGGUUCGGGCUCCCCCACCUCCCCCACUGAAGGCCCCAGAACCCGACUCGUCGCCUGGCCGCGAUCGACUCUGCUAA
Molecule: messenger RNA, 2160 nt
Organism: Euleptes europaea (tarantolino)
Lineage: Eukaryota; Metazoa; Chordata; Lepidosauria; Squamata; Sphaerodactylidae
Gene: FCHSD1
Product: FCH and double SH3 domains 1
Exons: 20
Coding region: 58-2160 (700 amino acids)
Biological process (GO): neuromuscular synaptic transmission; regulation of actin filament polymerization
Cellular component (GO): neuromuscular junction; recycling endosome
Molecular function (GO): protein binding
Source: RefSeq, a predicted model, not a curated record